Pelecanus crispus (Dalmatian pelican) is the source of this 537-nucleotide messenger RNA. Lineage: Eukaryota; Metazoa; Chordata; Aves; Pelecaniformes; Pelecanidae. The record is from RefSeq and is a predicted model, not a curated record.
AUGGGUGCAGAUUCACUCUACAGAAAUAGCUUCAGCCUCAGUGAUGAAAAGCUUAACUCUCCAACUGCAUCUACUCCAAGCUUGCCAUCUCCAUCAGUAACUCCUUGUAAAGCAAAGCUUGGAGACACAAAAGAACUGGAAGCCUUCAUUGCUGAUCUUGACAGGACACUAGCAAGUAUGUGAAGUGAAUCUUUGGCAUUGUGCUUGCCUAUGAAUGUCCUCUGAAGGCUAAGUGACAUCUCUCACUGAGAACUGCUGCCCUUGUCCGAUAACUCUGCUACCCCAGAUAUUCACCUUCUGAACAUAACCUUUGUAAACUCCUACAAGUAUUUAACUGGUGACAUCAGUUUUGUUACUUCGCAGCAGAUGGAAUAAGAUAACUUAAGUGUUACAGCUGUAUUUUGCUUUAAAAUAUAGCUUGAAUUUUAAUUUAAAGUUGCAUUUAUGAAAAUAUAUUUGUAAUUUUAUAUAGUUGAGAACUUUUAAUGCUUUUUGCCAUUAUAAUAUAUUUUUGUAUGCAAAUAAACCCUGAACUGG